This is a messenger RNA of Nannizzia gypsea CBS 118893, 3372 nucleotides long. RefSeq names its product cbbX protein. Gene Ontology annotation, molecular function: ATP hydrolysis activity; ATP binding. The transcript is spliced from 4 exons. NCBI's taxonomy places the organism in Eukaryota, Fungi, Ascomycota, Eurotiomycetes, Onygenales, Arthrodermataceae. The record is from RefSeq and is a predicted model, not a curated record. Bases 1 to 3372 code for a protein of 1123 amino acids.
AUGGAUCUGAUGGGCCACCUGAAUUACCAGAAAUACCCUUCAGUUGAACAUGAGCUCGGUUUCCCCAGGGGAUCCGGGGAACCUGAGGCCCAACCUAAGUCCAGGGGUCGCAGGAAGCAUAACAACUACGAGGGCUUGAAGCCCAGUCACUCCCCAGCGAAGACCAGCUGGAAAGAGGAGAAAUGCAAGGGCGCCGAAGAUAUUACACUUGACACCUUGAUGGAGAUGGUCGGGUUGGAGGAAGUCAAGGAGGAAUUCCUCAGCAUCAGAGCAAUGGCGGAGAUUGCCUCCAUCCAAGGCACCAAUAUCAGAGGCAACCGGUUCAACUGCGCCAUGCUUGGAAAUCCCGGGACAGGCAAAACCACAGUAGCACGCCUCUAUGCUCACUUCCUCGCAUCCCUGGGCGCCAUCUCUGGCAGGGAAGUGGAGGAGACAACGGGGUCGAAGCUUGCGGAUUCCGGUAUCGAAGGGUGUGAGGAACACAUCGAGAGACUUAGCAAGAAGGGCGGCGGAAUUUUAUUCAUCGAUGAGGCAUAUCAGCUAACGGCGGAUCACAGCUCCCGGGGAGGCCUCCAGGCCCUGGACUACCUGCUUACUGAGGCCGAGAAUCUCGUAGGGAAGGUCGUCUUUGUCGUGGCAGGGUAUAACAAGGAGAUGGAAACGUUCUUCGGCCACAACCCGGGCCUGCGCAGCCGCUUCCCCUACACGAUCCAGUUCAGCGACUUUGGCGACGACGAUCUCAUGCGGAUCUUUGCGCUCAAGGUCGAGAAGAAAUGGCAGGGCAGAAUGGAGGUCGAGAAAGGGCCGGGAGGCCUCUACUGCCGCAUCGUCGCCCGCCGAAUUGGUCGCGGUCGGGGCCGUCGCGGCUUUGGCAACGCCCGCACAGUUGAGAACUGUCUGGCCCAGAUUUCAAGACGUCAAGCCAGCAGAUUGGCGCGCGAAAAGGGGCAGAAGAAUAAUGAUACGGACGUGAUGAUGCUAACCAAGGAAGACCUUCUUGGCCCGGACCCGUCCAUCGCCAUCAAGAAGUGCAAGGCCUGGGGAAAGCUGCAGGAGCUUAUCGGGCUUAAAGCAGUCAAAGACGCCGUGAACACUCUACGCUCCAGCAUCCAGAUCAACUACCAGCGCGAGCUGCGGGAGGAGCCGAUUAUUGAAUUCGGCCUUAACCGCGUCUUCCUUGGCAACCCGGGGACAGGGAAGACAACGGUUGCUAAACUCUACGGCGAGAUAUUGAAGCAUCUGGGGAUCUUGUCAGACGGUGAAGUGGUGCUAAAGAAACCAGUUGACUUCAUUGGGCAAUAUCUCGGAGAGUCCGAGGAGAAAACCCAGGCAAUCUUAGAGGCCACCGUCGGGAAGGUCCUCGUGAUCGACGAGUUCUACAGUUUCUUCAGUGAUGAGGAUCAAUCUAGCUUCAGCACGGCCGUGAUCGAUACGAUUGUGGCAGAGGUCCAAUCGUCAGCGGGCGACGACAGAUGUAUUCUCAUACUCGGCUACAAGGAAAACAUGGAAAAGAUGUUCCAAAGAAUGAACCCGGGCCUGAGCCGGCGGUUCCCCCUGGACUCGGCCUUUGUGUUUGAGGACUUCACGGACGGAGAACUACGCCAAAUCCUUGAUCUCAAACUAAAGAGCCAGGGCCUUCGGGCUAGAAGCGAUGCUGUCAAAGUUGCCAUGGGUAUGCUUCGCCGGGCCCGGAACAAGCCGCAUUUUGGAAACGCAGGCGAGGUAGAUAACAUUCUCAAUAACGCCAAAACAUGCCAAAUUAAAAGAACCUCGGGGCUCGGUUCCCGGGCCGUGAGUCCCUUCCUCGCGCCGCAGGAUUUUGAUCAGGACCAUAGCCGCGCUACGCGAGCGUCAGAGACGAUCCGCGAGAUGUUCAGGGGGAUGGUUGGGUGCGAGGGUAUUAUCAGCAAGCUAGAAUCAUACCAGAAGAUCGCUGAGGGGCUCGAGUCCCUGGGCAUGGACAUUUCCGAACAGAUCCCCUUUAGCUUUCUUUUUCGGGGGCCUCCAGGCACUGGCAAGACCACUGUGGCUAAGAAAAUGGGCAGGAUCUACUAUGAUCUGGGAAUUCUAGCUACGCCCGAUGUUGAGGAAUGCUCAACCUCGCACAUGAUAGCAGAAUAUGUUGGGCAGACAGGGCCAAAGACGCGGCGGCUUCUCGAAAAAUCCUCGGGCAAGGUUCUGCUUAUCGACGAAGCCUACCGUCUUGUGGAAACGGGCAGCGGGCAUGAUUUUGCCAAGCAGGCUCUUGACGAGCUUGUGAACUGCAUGACUGAGGCAAAGUUCUCUCGAAAGUUGGUCAUCAUCCUCGCAGGAUACGAUGCUGAUAUCAACCGCCUCAUGGACCAAAACCCGGGGUUAACAAGUCGCUUUCCCGAGGCGUUCGUCUUUGGGUCACUGCGCACGAAUGAGUGCAUUGAGCUGAUGUGCAAGGAGCUCCAAAAGUUCAAACAUAAGAUGACCAAGAACGUCAUCUUGUUCGACAUGUUGGUACUCGAAAACCCCUCGCCGCAAUUCCACCAGACACUGGCCGAUCUCUUCAACAAGCUGGGGAGCCUCCCGAAUUGGGCUAGCGCGCGCGAUGUCCAGACGGUUGCCAGAAAUAUAUUCAAUAAGGCGCUCCUGGUGAUGAAUCAGAAGCGCUUGUGCAUCACAGAAGACGUUGUCAUCGGCGAACUUAAGGCUAUGAUUGAUGAGCGCAGUGACAGAGCGCAGUCACCGAGCCCGUGCCCGCCAGUGGCUCCUAAAGCUCGUCAGCAACGUUCCAGGACAACACAUCAGGGCACGGCGGGCGAAGGAGGGAAUAUCUCACCAAGGCGCUCAAAGGCACCAGGUCCUUAUCGCAGUAGUUCCGUGUUCGAAUGCCGCCAGUCGGCCCCUUAUUUAGGGAAAAAGAUCGAGGCGACUACCACUGGCACCGUCGACUCGAUUGUCGGCGCUUCAGAAACCCCCAACUGUUGGUUUGGUGCUGGCUGCACCAACAUGGAAUGCCCGUUCGUCCAUUAUACACGGCCUUGUCGCCGUGGCUCCGCCUGCACACAGCCAGAUUGCACCUUCCGGCAUCCCAAUGCAGCUUGUCGGUAUAUGGCGAAAUGUACCAAUCCAGGAUGCCCGUUCAGACAUCUUAGCCUUCCUCGCCACGUUUCAGAACCUACCGCUAUGCUGGACCGGAGUUGGCAGAAGCGGCUGCCCGAAUACCGAUACACAGCCGGUUGCACCAACAUGGAAUGCAUCUUUCAGCACCCUGUACCAAUCUGCCCCAGAGGUUCCGGCUGUAGAACCGAUGGUCGCGUGCUUAGGCAUCCUAGUAAAGCAAUUGACUGCCGUCAUGGCUCAGAAUGCAUCAACCUGAAAUGCUCUUUCAAGCACCCCUAG